Molecule: messenger RNA, 2130 nt
Organism: Maylandia zebra (zebra mbuna)
Lineage: Eukaryota; Metazoa; Chordata; Actinopteri; Cichliformes; Cichlidae
Source: RefSeq, a predicted model, not a curated record
CCCCACAUCCCCACGGUCUGCCAGCCAGACCGUGACAGAAUCUCCCCUUGCAUCUCCCGACCACGGUCAGGGGACCGACGGUGAGGAAUGAAAGAUGUCUCUAUAUGACAGUUUUUUAUGUGAAGAACAGUUCCAGUGCUCCAUAUGCCUUGAUGUAUUCACCAACCCUGCAUCCACACCAUGUGGACAUAGCUUCUGCAUGCAAUGCAUCACCAAAUACUGGAAUGGAGCUAAGGUUUUCAAGUGUCCUCUGUGUAAAAAGAGCUUUGAAAAGCGACCAGACCUCCAGAUUAACAGAACACUACGAGAGAUCACUGACCAGUAUAAAUCUAUGAAAAAUGGAGUAGUAAAGAAUAAGAGUGGAAGAAAGGGAACUGGAGGGCAUGGAAGCCCGUCAAGCCAUUUAUUUGAUGAACUGAAGAAAAAGCUGUGUCACCCUGUGCGAAAGACUCACCAGACCUUUUCUCGGAGCUUGGAAAGUGACUCAAUCUCAACGUCCUUUCCUCCAGUCAAGGACUCACGAGCAUCCUCAGUGCCAAACCACAGUUUCAGUGAUGCAUUGAAUGAAACCUAUGUGGCAGGUCCUAAGGUUUCCCACCGACCACAUACCCAGAGGAGGAGGUACACGCUGAGUGGGACUGAGAUGAGCCACAAUGUCCCUCUUUGUGAGAUCCACAACAGGCCAAUAUUGAUUUUCUGUAGGAGUGACCAGGUGUGCAUUUGUCCUGAAUGCGAGAUGGAGGAUCAUCCAGACCAUGACACAGUGACCGUUGAAACUGAAUGGAUGGAAACCAAGACACUGCUGACUGUGUCAGAGCGGACAAUCCAGGACAUGAUUAUCGAGAGAAUCAACAAGAUCGAAGAGAUAAAUAUGUCAGUGACAGAGCUGGAGCUGGCAGUGGACCGAGAGACGGCGGGCAGCGUUUCUCUAUUCUCGAGUUUGGUUUGUUUCAUUGAACGUUCCCAGGCAGAGCUGGUGGAGGCGAUGGAGAUCAGCCGGAAGGUGGCACAGCGCCAUGCUGAAUCCAUGACAAGGCAGCUGGAACAGGAGAUCGAACAACUAAAGAAGAGACAAAGCGAGCUUUCCAAGCUUGCCCAAUCAGAUGAUCAUUUAUACUGUGUGAAAACGUUCCCAAUUCUGUCCAGCCCUCCACCUACCAAAGACUGGUACAAAGUGUCGGUGAAUUCUGACCUGGGGACAGAGUCCAUUUACAUGUCUAUAUUAGCUCAGGUGGAGAAGUUUGCCAAAGAGCUGAAGAAUAUCACAGAAAAAGGUUUUCCUGCACAAACACUGGAUCCCAGUCCUUCUCGAUCACAGCCCAGGAUAAAGGGAAUACACGAAUAUGCACUGGAUGUAACUCUGGACUCCAGUACCGCCCAUCCAAGACUGGUGCUGUCAUCAGACCUGAAAAGUGUGAGGUGUGGAGAUCGACACCAACUGGUGCCAGACAACCCAGAGAGGUUUGAAAAAGUUGUCUGUGUUAUAGGGAGGGAGCCAAUCUCUUCUGGAAAACAUUAUUGGGAGGUGGACGUGACAGGGAAGACUGACUGGGACCUGGGUGUGGUCAAGUAUUCCGUCAGCAGGAAGGGGAAGAUUGAAUACACCCCAGACAAUGGAUUCUGGUUCCUCAGUUUAAGAGACAAGAAUAAGUUUGGCUUUCGUUCUCAACCCUACACAGAUGUCCCAGUGAACCUUGUACUUCAUAAGAUCGGGAUAUUUGUGGACUUUGAAAAUGGACAGGUGUCUUUCUACAAUGUUGAUGCUAAGAUGCACAUCUAUACUUUUAAUGACAUUUUCAAUGAGACCCUCUACCCUUUCUUCAGCCCCUGCACCAACAAGUCAGGAAGGAACGAUUUACCACUGAUCAUCACGCCAGUGAAGAUGACCGAGUGACACCUAAAAGUUGCAUAAUAUUGUAUUUCUUCCUCUCAGUUUUAUUUUCCUGCCUUUGCACUUAUGUGCUCUCCAUACAUAUAAGCUUAGUCAGUUUUUCCCCCAAUUGUGUAUAUAUCUAUAAAUAUUCCCUAUUGAUUUAAACCUCGCAGUUGUCAGACUGAAUAGUUUAUGCAUACAGGUUAAAUGUUUUUAUGUAUUUUGAAACUGAUAAUCUAUUAAACAAAUAUCUUACA